Molecule: messenger RNA, 1132 nt
Organism: Seriola dumerili (greater amberjack)
Lineage: Eukaryota; Metazoa; Chordata; Actinopteri; Carangiformes; Carangidae
Product: alpha-(1,3)-fucosyltransferase 9-like
Exons: 2
Coding region: 38-1132 (364 amino acids)
Cellular component (GO): membrane
Molecular function (GO): alpha-(1->3)-fucosyltransferase activity
Source: RefSeq, a predicted model, not a curated record
ACAGCAUUUCCAGCUUCACGGGACCAGCAGUUUUAAUAUGGCCUCUUCUCCCAAUUUUUCUAUUUUACGAGCCAUCCUGACAGUGACUCUCAUGCUGGCUGGAGCCAUAGUCCUGUUUUUAAUGCACUAUACCUCACUUUCAUCUCCCAAAUGGCAUCCUCUCCCGGCUUAUUCAAGGCGGCCAAACGGCACUGCAGAGACACAACAGACUGUCAAGCCUAUCGUGCUGCUGUGGUUCUGGCCUGAAAACAAAAGUUUUGAUUUUCAAGACUGUAAGAAGCUUUUCGACAUUGACAGCUGCCACCUCACAGAUGAUAGGUCUUUGUACUCCAGGGCUGAGGCAGUUGUGAUAUUUCACAGAGCUAUCCAUGAUGACCUCUCCAACCUUCCCACCUCACCAAGACCCCGAUUUCAAAGGUGGAUCUGGUUUAACAUGGACUCACCCACCAACACACACAGGAUAGCAGGCCUUCAAGGCCUUUUUAAUUUAACCUUGAGCUACAGGCAGGAUGCAGACAUCCACGUUCGCUGGAAACUGACUGUCAAAAAGAAACCAGCUGAGCAUUUUGUGCUACCAAGGAAACAACGAUUGCUUUGUUGGAUUGUGGAUAAGAGUGACCUCAGCGCGACAUCAGUGGAGAGAUACAGCUAUUACAUAGAGCUUGUAAAAUACAUAAAGGUGCAUGUCUUUUCCAGCUCCUCUGCGGAGAGCUUGAAGGGUGAAAACUAUUUCCGGACUAUUAGCAGCUGCAAAUUCUUCCUUUCCUUUGAGAAUUCAAUUCACAGAGAUUACAUUACAGAAACAUUCAAUGGUCCUCUCACAGCUGGCACUGUGCCGAUAGUUUUGGGCCCACCGAGAAACAACUACGAGGACUUUGCCCCAGGUACUUCCUUCAUACAUGUAAAUGACUUUCCUGAUGCUAUGACACUGGCUGAUUUCCUCCUCAGGCUGGAUGAGGAUGAUGAGGCUUAUAUAAGAUACUUUAGCUGGCGGCAAUUCUAUACUGUCAGACGUCAUCUUACGGAGGAGAAUCAUGAGUUUGCACAUGCGAUCUGUCAGGCCUGUCAUCAUGUGGGCAUGAACAAGGAGUACAGAGUUGUACCUGAUCUGUACAAGUGGUUCUUACUGUGA